AUGCUGAUGUGCCGCUCUAGCAAGGGUGCCUGCGUCGACGGGAUAGGCCCUGCGUCAGAUGUGCCGAGACAACGAAGAGGAAAGGCGACGAUGGCCGGCCGGCUGCGAAGCACGCCGAAUGGGAGAAAAGAUGGCGACCCGGGCGUUUACCCCUACGAGUGCGAUACGAGUCCUGGCCGGCCCUAGAUCAUGCUCGUGGCUGCUUGCUUGCGAAGGCAGCAUAGUAUUGGCUUGGCCCUUGUUUUUGUUUUCCUUCUUUUCCCCUUGUAUUCUACCCCCACUCUCGAGAACCCCCCUUCUCCUACCCCUCCAUCUUCUUCCCAAAGGCAUCCCGCACGUCUAG
Trichoderma citrinoviride is the source of this 343-nucleotide messenger RNA. RefSeq lists its product as hypothetical. The record is from RefSeq and is a predicted model, not a curated record. Bases 59 to 343 code for a protein of 94 amino acids. The transcript is spliced from 2 exons. NCBI's taxonomy places the organism in Eukaryota, Fungi, Ascomycota, Sordariomycetes, Hypocreales, Hypocreaceae.